AUGAAAGAAGAGAGUGAGACAGAGUACAUAGAUCAACUUAAAAGAGAGAUUCGAUGUUUAAUGCGAGCUAAUACGAAUGCUGAGACUGGAACUAAGAUAUGGAGAAAGCUAUAUAGUGACAUUGAAUUGGAAAGCAAAGUUAAGAUGUUGAGAGAAGCAGUCACAUAUGAGAAACAACUCGAAGCUUUUCGAUUGAGAAAUUGCGAGUUGUCUGCAUUAGUUGAAGAGAAGAGAAUGGAAUGUGUUGGUCUUGAGGAGAAAUUGAUUGGGUUAAGCUCGAUGAAAGAUGUCAUCGAUAAUGAAUUGAAAGGUGUUCGGGCCGAGUGUGGCGAGCUUAAGAAGAGGGUUGCUCAAUUAGAAGAUGGACAUAGGUUGAUGCAAAAAUGGGAAUUGGAUGAGGAGAAGAGAAGGGAAUGUGUUGGUCUUUUGGAGCAAUUGAAUGAUUUAAGCUCGAGGAAAGAUGUCGCGGAGAGGAAGAAUGGGGAAUUGGAGCUUGAGAAGAAUAGACUAGAGAAGGAGCUUAAUGAUUGCAUGGCAGUGUGCAAUGACCUGAAAGAUCAGAAUGCACAUCUUCAAGCGCUUAUGUGUGAAAGAGAGAAGGUGGCACUAAACAAAAUCAAUGAUUUGUGUCAGGAAAUACAGAACUUGAAAAGAGAAAACGGGGAUUUGAAGAGGACAGACAUUGCGGAUUUGGGUUUUUCAGAAAAUGAUGUUUCUGACAAUGAUGAAGAGAACAAUAGUAGAAAUGAAAGAGAGGAAAUUCAGACUGAAUCUCAAAAUGAAAGUGAAGAAACCAUGAGUGAGUCUAGAAGCAGAAGUGAAGAAAUCAUGAAUAAAACUAGAGAGGAAAAUGAAGAAUCUAUGAGUGAAAGAAGCAGCGGAAGUGAAGGAGAUCAGCACGAAGCUUCAGCCGAGUUAGACGAUGAAGCUUUACCAACAGCUGGAAUUAUUAGUGAGUCUAGAAACAGAAGUGAAGGAAUCAUUAGUGAAACUAGAAAGGAAAGUGAAGAAUCUUUGAGUGAAAGAAGCAGCGAAAAUGAAGGAAUUCAGCGUCAAGCUUCAGUCGACUUAGAGGGUGAAGCUUUACCAGCUGUUGGGGGUGAUUAUAGUAUCCCAAUAGACAUCGAAUCUGAUAGUGUCGUUGAAAUCAGUGACAGUGAAGAUAGUUUAGGAAGUGAUGAUGAUUCCCACCUAAUUAUAGACUUGAAAGGCCUUUAUUAGAUCAGAAAUGUGACGAACGUCUGAUUAGUUGCAAGAAGGAGUUUCCACUUAGUUCAACAUCCAAGCGAAAGUGGGGUGCAGAAACAGGAACUAGUGAAAUUAAGACUGAGGAUGAGGAUAAAAGGAAGAAACUUGAUGCAGGGAAAAAUGUACUUCUUGAACUCUUCUCUAUGGAGAUGCAGACUCCUAGUGUAUCUCCACGAAUUCGCAGCAUUGAAGCAAAAAUCCAAGCAAGAUUCAGUGGGAUAUAAUGUGGGGUGUGGGUUUUCCCAUUCGAGGAAUUCAGGUGGCACUUUCUCACUAAUUCUGAAACAACAGCUUCACCAGUGGUUGCACCCUGAGUUGGGGAAGCUACCACACCAACUUCAAUGCGCUCAGUUCUUUUUAUCUAGUCUGCAGUUCAUUUGGAUUUCAGUUACAAGUGGAAAAAUACAAAAAUCGGGCAAGUUCUCAUGGAUGGGAAUUAAGCAAGGGGACCUGGAUAACUACUCAAAUCAGUUCAUUCAACAUAUACUAAUCUACUAAAAAUCCUUUGUUUUUCUUCUACUGACAUAAAUAGUGACUGAGGUUGAGACUCUCCUUUAACAAUGCUUUGGUUAGGUUGAGUCCAUGUUAUAGGUUGUAGCUAUUAUGUAGGUUAUGUAAAUGAACGGAUCGAUAUGACUGUUAAUUGGGGGGAAUGUUAUCAUGAAUUUGGUUUCUGUAUCUUGUUCGCAAAUCUGGUAUCAAGUUGCGAUUUUUUGUAGCGUAAAUCUGUCGUCCCACGGUAUUUAUCAAGUUCAUUUUGUCAAAAACCAGA
Messenger RNA from Papaver somniferum (opium poppy), 2020 nucleotides. RefSeq names its product daple-like protein. The coding region runs from base 1 to 1221 and encodes 406 amino acids. The transcript is spliced from 3 exons. Lineage: Eukaryota; Viridiplantae; Streptophyta; Magnoliopsida; Ranunculales; Papaveraceae. The record is from RefSeq and is a predicted model, not a curated record.